UGUGCCAUUGGACAUGUUAGGAAAAAGAUACAGUGGAGGUGAAUCUUCUUCUGCUGUUCAAAGCAUACUUUAUUUCCAGGUGGGUUUUUGUUGUUUGGGGUUUUUUGGGUUUUUUCUUUCCACUUUUGAUAGUGAAACAACCAAGAAACUCCAGAAACAGUAUUUUUUGAGUUUUGUUUAUUUUUGAUACCAAGGAUGGAGUUACAGUGAUUCCGUGACUGAUGGAGUUCAUGCAUUUGAAAAUAAGACAUAAUUGCCCAGUUUGUUUGGCAACUGCAGGGCUCUAUGGAUUUGUUUCUUUAUUUAAACUUCAAUAAAUUGUAUUUGUGAUAGUGGAAAACCUGCACACUGGUGUGAUGGAGUUCAUAUUUCUUGUUUUAUACUUUUCUUUUUUUGUCUGCCUCUGUGCUUUGGUGUGCCUGUAUUUUUCUGGCUGCCAAGAAAUGACAUAUAAACAUGAAGAGGCAUGUUGUGGAGACAUUUUUUGGAUUUGA
Molecule: messenger RNA, 494 nt
Organism: Falco peregrinus (peregrine falcon)
Lineage: Eukaryota; Metazoa; Chordata; Aves; Falconiformes; Falconidae
Exons: 2
Coding region: 357-494 (45 amino acids)
Source: RefSeq, a predicted model, not a curated record